CUUUUUAGGUGGUUGCACAGGAGCUUGAACGACGUAUUUCAGUGAAAACUUUGGGUGUGUUUGUGACCAACGAACGGCUGGAUAUUUCGAGAAAUAGGCUACUUCGAGAGAUAUUAAUCGCUUAAAGACUAUUUUGGGAACAUAAAAUGAGAAAUCGACAGAGAACCACUGCCAGGGGAGUCCCCAGGGAGGUCCUGGAAAUGGCGUCGGUGGAAGUCCUGGACAAGGGCCAUUCUGUGAGGGCCGUUGCCAAAACGUUUGAGAUAUGCCACGUCACUCUGCAAAGAUACAUCAGAAAAGUCAAGGAGCUGAAAGAGACGGGGAGCAUGGACACUUCGUCUAUUCAUGUCGGAUACAGAAGCCAUAAGCAGGUGUUCCAGCCAAUCCAGGAAGCGGAGCUCCUGGCGUACCUCACUGAAGUGUCUGGAGUGCACUGUGGGCUGUCUUCCAUAGAGGUACGGAGGUUUGCGUUCCAGCUUGCCAAGCAUAACCAGCUGAAAUAUCCGGAAGCAUGGGACGUGAAGGAGAUGGCAGGGAAGGAUUGGUUUACUUCGUUCAUGAAGCGGAACCCCAUGUUCCCCAUCAAGAACUCCCCAGCUACCGGCCAAGCGAUAGGCUUCAACAGGGAAAACGUCUCCAACUUCUUCAAGAACCUGGCGACGGUCCUUCAGUGCGAAAACCUGGAGGCCAAAGACGUGUGGAACGUGGACGAAACGGGCAUCACCACGGGCCAGGCCCCCGAGGAGAUGGCGUCGACGGAGGACGGCGAGCAGACGGAAGGCGCUGCCAUGGGGAGCCGGGGCGCUCUGGUCACCAUGGCCGUGGCGGUCAACGCGCUGGGCAACAGCGUCCCGCCCCACCUGGUGUUCCCCACCAAAACCUUCUACCGCCAUUUCAUCAGGGAUGCGCCCACCGGGUCCAUCGGCUCGGCCAACGGCUGCGGGCGGAUGCAGGAGGCCGAGUUCCUGGUCUUCCUCCACCACUUCGUGAAGCACACCAGGGCCUCCGUUUCCGGAAAGGUCCUGCUGCUCCUGGACAACAACUCCACGCACAUGUCCGCGGAAGCCAUGGACUACUGCGACGCCAACGGAGUUGUUCUGCUCGCCUUCCCCCCGCACUGCUCUCACAAGCUGCAGCCCCUGGUGCGGGGCGUGUUCGGCCCGUUCCGGAAACAUCUACACACCGCCAUGGACUGCUGGAUGAAGACCCACCCGGGAAUGACCUCCAACAUUUACGACCUCCCGGGACUGAUCGCCCAAGCGUUGCCUAUUUCCAUUACCCCAAGGAACAUCACCUCCGGCUUCCGCUGCACCGGGAUAUGGCCGUUCAACAGCAACAUCUUCAGCGACGAAGACUUCGCUCCCAGCUCGGUCGCCGAUUUGCCGGACCUGACCACCUACGACGCCGCUACCGCCAAUUCCGAUGCAGCAGACCCGGCCGUCACCACCUUGCAACUUCCGUCUCUCCCGUCGACCUCGACCGGAGCGUGCAGCCCUUUCCGAGUGGUGGAGUUGAGAACGGCCGCCGCCCGCUGCAGACACAGGGAAUCCGCCGCCGCUCCCGUGGGCACCCCCGUCAACCCCGCCCGAGAGGAGGAAGCAGAGCGGGAAAAGGAGGGGCAGGCCGAGCCAAAAGCUAAAGGCCUGGCUCAAGUGAAGAGCGAGGCGGAGGAAGACACUGACCUGACGUCAGAAGGGGAUUCCAACUGUCUGUUUUGCGAUGACUAUUACCUCACGACCGUCGUGUGAAAUGAGACAGCGGUCUUUCAUAUCUUGGCAAUAAAAUUUAAAUUAACAGCUUGUUGACUGUUGGUUGACAAAUUGAUUUGUUUUACACACAUCUGACCUUCGUAAUGAUAGAUUUAACCGAAUUUAACAUCGAUUAAAAAAUAGCGUGGGCUACCUUUCUUUAUGUUCACAUAUGGCAUUGAUACGGCUCUGAAAAGAUAAGGGAUUCAAAGGGAACCUGAGAAAAUAGAUUUUCACCAAUACGGAUAUGACAAAUGUAUAAAUGUAAAUAGAUUAAAGAUUGCAUAUCACGUAACAUCAAAUUGCACCAAAUUACCUUAUUUUGCCUGAACCUUUUUUAGAUAUUAAGGCUUAAAUGUGUCCCCCACUGUUUUUUUGCCCUCCUGUAGGAUUUCACUUGGCCACUACUUUUAGUCAAAUUUCUAGCAAAUGGUUUGGCCCAGAAAAAUGGUAGGGUGUGUAAUGCCAAGGGAUGUAGAUUGUUCAUAUUAAAUGACAAAUCUAGCCCCAAUGUUGAAAUUGAUAUGGCAUGGCAUUUGUAUAUUUACAUUAUUAUUUUGGUGAAAAUGCAAUCAAUAUGCUUUAUAGCA
Messenger RNA from Conger conger (European conger), 2338 nucleotides. RefSeq lists its product as uncharacterized. The transcript is spliced from 3 exons. The coding region runs from base 147 to 1748 and encodes 533 amino acids. Gene Ontology annotation, cellular component: nucleus. Lineage: Eukaryota; Metazoa; Chordata; Actinopteri; Anguilliformes; Congridae. The record is from RefSeq and is a predicted model, not a curated record. Gene Ontology annotation, molecular function: DNA binding.